Mesorhabditis spiculigera is the source of this 2049-nucleotide messenger RNA. The record is from the annotation of a GenBank genome assembly. Lineage: Eukaryota; Metazoa; Nematoda; Chromadorea; Rhabditida; Rhabditidae.
AUGAGCCCGCCGUGCAGCAACAACCUGCCGCCCUCCCUUGACACGGUCACCCACCUGGCCGUGGCCAUCGGCGAGUACUUGGGCAAUGAAAAGCGGGGCGUAGUUGUGUUCUAUGGUGUUGAAGAAAACUGCAUCCUGCUGGCCACCGUGCUGCUGCUCUACUGCAAGAUGUACUCGCGAAGCUAUCAGUGCUUUGAGGCCAUCCGCAGCAACUACCCGCAAGAACUUCCCCACCUCCCGCCCAGCUACCACGCCAUCCUCGACACGAUCGCCCUGGUGGCAAAUCGUGAUCCGGCGGAAAUUGUACAGAAACUAAAUACCCGGGUCGUCUCCCUGAAGUCGUUGUCGCUGAGCCCGAUCCCGGCGAUGAACCGCUCCCAAACCGGCUGCCGGCCCGUCGUCGAGGUGUUCAACGCCGGGAAGAAGAUCUACGCGACGGCUCAGCAGUACGAGGAUGCUGGCGAAUGCCUCGUCGAUCAAGGCUACGCCAAGCUGGAGCUGCGCGGGAUGCUGGUGAACGACGCCGUCACCGUGGUGGUCAGCCACGCUCGCCACUCGUCGAUGCACGGGACGAUGUCGUUGGUCCCCAUGUUCAUCAUCCACCUCGAGGUCCGGUUCCUCGACGGCAAGACGGCCAGCAUUGCCCUCCCCAAGGGCCAACUCGAUGUACAUAAAGACGCCCUCGAGCACAUUGACGAGAAUUUCAAAGCCACCCUGCUCUUCGACUACAAGUCGGAGAACACCAACAAGUUGCCGGCGGCGCUAAACUACGAGGCGCAGCUCGCCAAACCGACGCUGCUCUUCUUUGACAACAAGGAAUAUGAAACCUUCUACCAAAUGUGCGACCGUUCGUCUACUGAAUUACCGGAUUUCCCAUCACUGCCGGGUUACGCCUCGAUAUCUGGCGCCUCGGCGGCACCAAGACGCCCACCCGUGCCAAAAGCUGCCGAGAAAAAGCCUCUGCCGAAGACGGAACAGCCAAAAGGAGAAUUCUUUAGCUCCCUCUUCGAUGGCGCGCCAGCAGCCGCUCCGCAACCCUCGGCUUCUCACAUGCCCGAUUUCGACUUUGGCGCCGUCGAAUCGGCUCCGAAAAAACGUGUUGAUGACGCCGAGAUGCACGAGAGGAUGGCCGGGAUACGAGUCGGGGGUGAUCCGGAAGACGAGACCCCAAUCUUCCACGACGAAACUUACGCGCCGAUGCCUGGCCCGGCAAAAGCAGCCGAUGAUUUCGAUUUGCUCGGGUUGAGUGACCACAACGGCGGCGUCGCAGCAUCAUCAAAGCCCAGCACAUCUCCGGCAAACACGAACCCGUUCGAUCCAUUUGGUGAUUUGCUGGGAGGGGGAGCAGCAGCCCCCAGCCAUUCUCAACCUCAGAUGACGUCCGGGAAGACCGAUUUGCUAGAUUGGGGCCCGGCAGCCCAACCCACCCAGCCAAUCCAUCGCAACUCGUCGGCGCCGGCGUUCAAGCCCCAGCCCGCCGCCUUCGACCCGUUCGCCGACUUCAUGGCUUCAUCAACGAGCAAGCCGGCUUCGGGCCCGAAUUCUGGACGAAACACCCCGUCUACACAACAACAGCAGCAACCGCAAGCAGCACGGCCCAACUACUCGCGGUCGGCUUUUGAAGACCUGAACGCCAAGCCGAAAGCGAAGCCGGGCGCGGCUAAUUUUGACGACUUGUUAUCAGGGCACAACUUCACCUCCUCAGUCGCCAACAAAAACCGAACGAUGGGCGAUAUGAAGAAAGAGGUGGAAAACCUCAGUAUGGACCCGGUUUCGAUAAAGAUUCGCGACUGGACCUCCGGCAAACAGGGCAACAUCCGCGCGCUGUUGUGCAGCCUGAACGAUGUGCUCUGGGAGGGCGCCUCGAGAUGGGACCAACCGUCGAUGGGCAUGCUUUUUGAGGCGAAUGACGUGAAGAAGCAGUACCGCAAGGCGUGCCUUGUUGUUCAUCCUGACAAACAGACAGGCCAACCCCACCACGAACUCGCCAAAGCCAUCUUCACCGAGCUGAACAAGGGCUGGAAGGCGUUCGAGCAAGCGGAAGCCCAA